AUGGCGCGAUUUUUGUUUGACAACUACCCAUCGGAGGAGGAUCGUCCUCCAACCAUGCGACCCGUCAUGAAUCCACCACCAGCGCUGGAAUGGGCGAAUUCCAAUAGCAGCAGCAUCUCGUCCGUGUCGGUCCGCACAAUGAUCUCGACGGCUCUCUCGCAACAACCGGCGCCGCAGUAUCCCCUCGAAGAGAUAAUGCCAAGUCUUCCUGGCCAUCGUCGUGAUCUCCAUCAGUAUCAUCAUUCGCUCAGUGAUUUGGAUGAUCUUGUGGUGGUUGGUAGGGCAUUAGCAUCGAAUGAUGACUCGGCUCCGGCCAUUCUUGGCAGUAGUCACGAGGAGGAGUACCUCCUCGAUCGGAACAACAACAGCUGCUACCAACGGCAACCAAGUCUGAUGCAUCAGCCCAGUGGCGACGCUUCCUCUCUUGACGAGGUGGCAUCCAAGUGUUCUGCUUACUACCAUGGCGUCGUCAACAACGAGGCUAGCGGAAGCUAUAGCAGCAGCAAUCGGAACACCAGUAGUUAUCGCGUGGACAAGAAGACCAAGUUUGAGGAAGAAAAGCUACCAGAAGACGAGAUCUACGCCUAUCAUCAUCAUGACUGUCACUCCUCCUACAACAACAACACUUCCGUACUGGAACACAACAAGGAACAUCAUCAUUCCUACGACAAGCUGCACUCCCCUUCCACAACGGGAUUGUCUCUCUACGGCGCGCUCAAGCAACAAGGAGAGUUCCAACCGCGUCGCAAGUCAGAUGGUGUCGCUCCGCAUGUAUCCUCGUCAUUCCACCACCAAUCCAAUCAAGCGCGUGAUGGCCGUCGCCGCAAGUCGGACUCUACUGCCAUCAUGACCACCACCAAAAAGUACAACUCUCCGCGGAAGCGCGCGACGACGGUUCCGGUUCUCGCCAAGUGCCGCAAGAACAAAAGUGAUCUCCUAUCCGAGAACGACGAUUCAGACAAUUUCAUGACGCCAUCUUCUUUACUAGGAGUCUCACGGCAACGAGGAACAGCGGAACACCCUUCCUUAUCCAAGCACGAUGAUUCCCAGCGUCUUCCGCCGUGCCGACCAGAAGGCAAAAAGACCAUGUCCCUCUCCAUGACCAACCAUGACCGAGACUACGAAAAGAUGAAGCUGCGUUGCAUUCCACAGCCCCGUCGGUCACGGCGUGUUGCACCACAGCUUACCACCAUCCCGUCCAUGUCGGGAUGCUCGGGGCAUUCCAGUGCGGGGACGAUCGGUGGGGAUAAGAAACUAAACAAAGGGCAGCAUCGUCAACAGCAAGGGGAUACCACAAGUACCGACGAUACUACCAUGACACUGACAGAAGAUGACGACGAUGACGGCAGCUUGGAUAGCAUUCAACAAAAGUUUAUGAAUGACAUUAGUAGUCUCACAAACGACGACUCGCCAGGAAGACGUUCCUCCUCCGACGAGAACCAAGCUUUCAUGCGCAGCUUGCAAGACUUUGAAGAAUUUGAGAAACACUACACGUCCAGUAGUGAAGAGUUCCUCUGCAACUUUUUGAAGAAAGGCCGCAGCUCAUCAUCCUUAUCAUCACAAGAGGAGGAGGAGCCACGGAUUGAUUUUGAGUUGUUGGAUAAUGGUAGUCCCGCGGAAGCAUGUCCGGCAAAACAGCAGGCCAUUCUCGAUGACAUUCAGGCUCGACGACUUCACGCGUCCAUGCCGGCCUUUUCGACAAGUUCGUUCGAUCAUUGUUUGCUGCCUCGAGGCAGCACUCAUUCUCUUCGCGAACAGCAACAAGACAUGCUAGUAGAGCCAGCGGUGGUAUCUCGACCAGAUCGACGACGACGCAAUGCCAUACUGGAUAUAGAACAUCACGAUCGCGACGCCACUGGUGCGUCCCACGACUAUCCCGUCCAGGAUUAUCAUCCGUCCAUGUACGACAGCAACCGCGAAAGCCACCACUCCGAGGGCUGUGCUUUGCAGGAUUACGUGACUCUGGUAGAACACGACGACCACCAUGAGCGGCGGCCUUCCUGGUCGUCUCCCUCGCACAAGCUUGUGCGGGAAGCCUCCAUGGGUCGUGUCUUGGCUCCCGAGAUGACAAUCAUGGAGAUGCCUCCUACAAGUCGGAACACUAAUAGUACUCACGGGCUGUCCUCGGUUCACGACGAUCGAAUGACAACAUUGCCAGAGAGCGGAGAAACGAUCUUGAUCAAGGGGGUCCGACAUGUCUUUCGCGCUCUGAUUCAAGAGCAGCCGACUCGUCUCAUCACGUGCCCCUGUUGCGCGGAUAUUUUGCAAGUGGAAGCCUCCGCUGAGCUGGUCUAUUGUCCCGACUGCGAAGGACUGUCCCCGUUGGAAGGGACCCGUUCUUCUACCGCCAAAGACGUCGCAAAUGCCAUUGGAACGGACGAUUUAGAGAAAGCACGAAGCUUCCUUGCGGAGUGCAUGGCCGCUCAAGCGGAGUAUGUCCACGAUGCCAUGCAGCGAGCCCAACAGCACCGUGGCGACCGCUGGUGA
Seminavis robusta is the source of this 2487-nucleotide messenger RNA. The record is from the annotation of a GenBank genome assembly. Lineage: Eukaryota; Bacillariophyta; Bacillariophyceae; Naviculales; Naviculaceae.